Messenger RNA from Zea mays, 1377 nucleotides. NCBI's taxonomy places the organism in Eukaryota, Viridiplantae, Streptophyta, Magnoliopsida, Poales, Poaceae. The record is from RefSeq.
CACAGCACAGGCAGCUCGAGAGAGAGAGAGAGAGAAAGAUGUCGUGGUUCGGGCACCACCACCACAACCAGCCGGCUCCCCCGGCGUCGGGCCCCAACCAGGUGUUCAAGAUCUUCUGCCGCGCCAACGAGAACUACUGCCUGGCCGUCCGCGACGGCGCCGUCGUGCUGGCCCCGGUCAACCCCAAGGACGACCACCAGCACUGGUACAAGGACAUGCGCUUCAGCACCCGGGUCAAGGACGAGGAAGGCAUGCCGGCGUUCGCGCUCGUCAACAAGGCCACGGGGCUCGCAAUCAAGCACUCCCUCGGCCAGUCCCACCCGGUCAAGCUCGCGCCUUUCAGCCCGGACCAGGAGGACGCGUCGGUGCUGUGGACGGAGAGCAAGGACGUGGGCAAGGGCUUCCGCUGCAUCCGCAUGGUCAACAACACCCGCCUCAACUUCGACGCCUUCCACGGCGACAAGGACCACGGCGGCGUGCACGACGGCACCGCCGUCGUGCUCUGGGAGUGGUGCAAGGGCGAGAACCAGAGCUGGAAGAUCCUGCCGUGGGGUCCCGAGGCCAACUCCUCCGCGGCCCACGCGGGAGGCCCGCACGCCGUGCGCGUCUUCUGCAAGGCCGGCGGCGAGGACUACAGCCUCACGGUGCGCAACGGCACGGCGUGCCUGGCGCCCACCAACCCGCGGGACGAGUACCAGCACUGGGUCAAGGACAUGCGCCACAGCACCCGGGUGCGGGACGAGGAGGGCUACCCGGCCUUCGCGCUCGUCAACAAGGUCACCGGCGAGGCGCUCAAGCACUCCACGGGGCAGGGCCACCCCGUCAAGCUCGUGCCCUACAACCCGGACUACCAGGACGAGUCCGUGCUCUGGACCGAGAGCCGCGACGUCGGCAACGGCUUCCGCUGCGUCCGCAUGGUCAACAACAUCUACCUCAACUUCGACGCCUUCCACGGCGACAAGGCCCACGGCGGCGUCCAUGACGGUACCGAGAUCGUGCUCUGGAAGUGGUGCGAGGGCGACAACCAGCGCUGGAAGAUCCUCCCUUGGUGAACGAACGAAAGAAACUACUAGCUGGUACCCUAAUAAUAAUUCUGCUGGCUGCGGCGAUCCCAAAAUAAAAGAGGCCGGGUGCGAUGCAUCUCGGACUUCUCGAGUGGUGUUUGCGUCAGACAGCCAGCCACUGUGGGGCUAGUGUUCCAACAUUUGUCAGCCUGCUUGCGCGAGGAAGGGGGGUCACUGACUCAAGAGAAGGGCCUGGUCAUAGGCUGCUGCAUUAUGAAUUUCUGAUGAUGUCUUAUGUCUGUACUCUGAAUCAACUAUGUAUGAGAUCUCAUCUCCUUUCUCCUACUGAAUGAAUGAAUCAUUAUUGGCUUUG